Molecule: messenger RNA, 222 nt
Organism: Blepharisma stoltei
Lineage: Eukaryota; Ciliophora; Heterotrichea; Heterotrichida; Blepharismidae
Source: the annotation of a GenBank genome assembly
AUGGCUUGUAGAGGUCAGUGAUUUUUAGAAAGCCAUGGAGCAAGAAAUUCAAAAUGUGGAAAGAGAAUUAAAUGAAAGACCAACCGCUGCUGAUAUGAAAAUGAAAAUAUCUCCAAACUUAAACUGGAAUUAAGCCAAAGACCUUCUCCUAAAGAAGUAUGGGCUGAGCCAUCUCAAAUCCAGUUGACACUGAUUCAGAGACCUUUCUGACCGCGAUGCUAA